UCUUUGACUCAGUUUAUUAAUGGGCCGCUCUUACUAACAACGACUCAUCAAUAAAUUGAGUCAAACAAAGUCAGCUCAGCAAUCGGCCGCUGCUAGUAAGAACGGCCAAUUCCUGACUAACUUUUUUUGACUUAGCUUAAUAAUGGGUUGCUGUUAAUAAGUGUAAACAAAUACCAAAUCUCAAUAUUGGGCUAAAAUUUGUGACUAAUUUCCGCAUUAAAGAUCACAAAAAAUUGGGAAUAAUGAUAAAAUAAAACGUGUCCUUUUCUUAUCCAAUUAUCCUCAGAUUAUGCUGAAGAUAUUGUUGACAGUUUGGAGUGAAAAAAACAGAUCAUCUUCUUUUUCCUUGUUGAAUCUGUAGCCAUUGCAGAUUACAAAUUAAAAUGGCUACUUCUUCAUUGUGCUUACUACCACUCAAAUCAAGUAGUGUUACAAUAUUUUCCCAUAAAAUUUCAAAUUCUUCAACUCCAAUUUGUCAAUGGUAUCCCAAAAACCCCAAGAAUGUACUAUUAUCAGAGUCAAAGAGAUUAAGGGCAUGGGUUUCAACAGCUUUAGCAGCUGCUGCAGUUGUGAGUUUCAGUACUACUUAUCCUGCAUUGGCUGAUCUAAACAAGUUUGAAGCUGAAAUGCGAGGCGAAUUCGGGAUUGGUUCUGCUGCUCAAUAUGGUUCUGCUGAUCUUAAGAAAGCAGUUCAUGUCAAUGAAAAUUUCAGAAGAGCGAAUUUCACAUCAGCAGAUAUGAGAGAAUCAGAUUUCAGUGGAUCAACUUUUAAUGGUGCAUACCUUGAAAAAGCUGUUGCUUACAAAGCCAAUUUCAGUGGUGCAGAUUUGAGUGAUACGCUUAUGGAUCGUAUGGUGUUAAACGAAGCAAAUCUAACGAAUGCAGUCCUUGUAAGAUCAGUUCUUACUCGAAGCGACAUGGCAGGGGCUAUCAUUGAAGGUGCUGAUUUUAGUGAUGCUGUUAUAGACCUUCCACAAAAACUGGCGCUUUGCAAGUAUGCGAGUGGAACAAAUCCUACAACGGGAGUAAGCACAAGGGUAAGCCUAGGUUGCGGAAACAAGAGAAGAAACGCGUAUGGUAGCCCUUCUUCUCCUUUACUUAGUGCGCCCCCUCCACAACUACUUGAUCGUGAUGGUUACUGUGAUCCUGCUACUGGUCUCUGUGAUGCUAAGUAAUGCAGUAACACAAAUGUAUGUAAAUAGACUAUAUUUCUUAGAAUGAGCUUUCUGAUAGAGAGUAUCUCUUCUGAACUACACAUUAUUGUUAAACCUUGUGAUCAUAAACAAUAGUUUCUUGCACAAAUUUCACCAAAUACAAAAAUUAGCUUGUUUACAA
Amaranthus tricolor (Joseph's coat) is the source of this 1335-nucleotide messenger RNA. Its product is annotated as thylakoid lumenal protein TL20.3, chloroplastic. The record is from RefSeq and is a predicted model, not a curated record. NCBI's taxonomy places the organism in Eukaryota, Viridiplantae, Streptophyta, Magnoliopsida, Caryophyllales, Amaranthaceae. The coding region runs from base 384 to 1175 and encodes 263 amino acids. The transcript is spliced from 7 exons.